Molecule: messenger RNA, 981 nt
Organism: Coffea eugenioides
Lineage: Eukaryota; Viridiplantae; Streptophyta; Magnoliopsida; Gentianales; Rubiaceae
Product: protein NETWORKED 3A-like
Exons: 2
Coding region: 1-981 (326 amino acids)
Molecular function (GO): actin binding
Source: RefSeq, a predicted model, not a curated record
AUGGAGAAGGAGGGCAGCGAUCAGGCUGCUUCCGACGACUCACGGUGGUUGGAGAAGAACGGCAGCAGCUAUCGUAAUCGCUCUCAUCACCAUCAGUCUCAAUGGCUGCAGUCCACUUUAGCAGAAUUGGAGAGGAAGAUACAGAAGAUUUUGGAGCUCGUAGAAGACGACGGAGAUACGUUUGCUCAAAGGGCUGAAAUGUACUACAAGAAGAGACCGGAACUCAUCCGAGUGGUGGAAGACCUCCGGAAAUCCUACAUUUCUUUAGCCAAUAAAUAUGACAUCCUGAGAUCUGAAUCCCUUUGCGCUUCUUCCAAUUCCUUCAGGCUACAAUCAUCGCUCCCGUCCUCAGCCGUGCUAGCACUACAUCUUCACGAAGCUGAAGCUGUAAACAAAGGAAUAAUCACCAAUCCAAAAAAUACUUGUGGUCAAGAUGAGGAUCGCGUUCGCACUAGUACAACUUCUUCUGAUUUGCUGGAGGCACUGACCCUGAGUAACUCAGCCCACAGCUUGAUGAUGCCUGGGGAUGCAUGUGAUGAGGAGUUGAUCAGGAGGAGGGAUAAAGGAGAUGGAGGAGGAAAUCGCAAGGUUUGCAAGAUUAAUGGGGGCUUUGAUGAUUCCAGAAGGGAUAGGGAUGGGGAUAGCAGCACCAUUAGGAUCGGCUCCAAGUAUGAGUAUGAGGCUGAGAGGGAGGAUAUGUGGAAUAAAAUGAGGCAGUCGGUGUCGGAGUUGAUGGAUGAUAGCUUGAGCCAGCAGGCUGAGCUGAUAAGGAGAAAUAACGAGAAAACAGAAUCCAUCAAAAGACUCGGCCCUUACAUCAAUCAGCUCCAGAAUGAAAACAAACGCUUGAAAGAAUUACUUGCUCAGCAGCAGCAGCAGCAGCAGAAUAAGAACACCGCUGACGAUCGUGAUCGUGAUUGCAAGCACAAUCGCUCUCACUUGUCCAAAUUGAAGGGUUUGGUCUUCCGGAAAAAGGUGUGA